AUUGCACACUUUCGGCAAGUAUUUAAUUAUUAUGAAUUAAAAGCAUAUCAAAUUGUUGGCCAACCUGUACAGUGUGACUAAAUGCAGCGCGUUAUAGCAAGAAGAGUAAGAAGGGGAGAAGCGUGGUGAGGACAUGUCCCACAAGACGAUGAGGUCCAAGCAGGAGGCCGAGGAGGAUGACGCCGACGAGGAGGCCGAGGAAACCAACGGGGAAACCGAAACGGACGUGGAUACGGAGACCAAGCCGGAAACCGAAUCCGAAGUCUGUUCCAUAUCCUCCUCCUGUUGCUCCUUUAGGGUCGAAGGCUCCUCGAGCUCCGGCUGCCAGCAGCCGUCUGCUGCUUCCACUGAUCUCAGCCUGUUGCUGCGGCUCGAACGGAUGACCCAACAGAAGAUGACCCUGGAGGAAAUAAGAGACCAAAAAAUAGAACAAGCCGAUGAUAUUGAGCAAUUCGCAGUUGGCGAAACAAAUAACUUUAAGUAUCGCUGCUACCGCAGUCGAUCGGAAAUCCCGCUGAGCUACGAGGAGCGGGAGCAGGCACUGGAACUGGAGCGCAAGCAGCUGGUCAAACUGGAGCUGGACAGGAAGCGGGAAUGGGAUAGGCUGCGGGAGAGGGAGCGAGACCAGGAGCGAAUGCGGGGACUGGUGGCGUUGCAGGAGAAGGAGGAGCUGAAACACGAUCAGCAAUGGGGGCGGGAGAAUGACCUGAAAGGGGAGAAAGAGCAAGGACAAAAGGAACAGCACCUGAUGCGCAAGCUCGCCGAGGAGCAGGAACAAUUGCUGCAGCUGGACCAGUCGGACUAUCUAUUCCUGGACCUGGAGCAGGAGUCCCAGCAGCAGCUAUUCAAACGAAAGCUAGAGCGAAAACAGGAUCAAUACGAGAGCAUGGAACUGAAGGAGCAACUCGAUUUGUGGGUAAGAGAAUCCGUUGAAGAUGUCCAAGAGGCAAAGCAACAGGCUCCACACGUUGACUCCUACCCAAGCGACGAUCAGACAGAGAGCAACAAUGCUGAAGCUCAGGAUGACGAUGGAAGUGAGAGUGACAGGGAUGAGGAUGAGGCUACUGAGAUCAGCAGAGAUGACGGGGAGACACUGCCCACCACACCAUACACCUACGUGAACGAGAGUCCAAGCGACUACCGACCGGGAGGCUACCAUCCGGUAAGUGUGGGCGACUCGUUCCAGCAGCGCUACUUCGCCAUCAGCAAGCUGGGCUGGGGCCACUACUCGACGGUGUGGCUCUGCUACGACACGGUGCGCAGCUGCUACUGCGCCAUCAAGCUGGUGAAGUCGGCGGAGCUGUACGCGGAGUCGGCGCGCCAUGAGAUUCGCCUGCUCCGGCACAUCUCGCAGCUCAGCUGGCACCCGCUGCGCGACCGCCUGGUCAACAUGACGGACAACUUCAGCACGAGCGGCGUCAAUGGGACGCACCAGUGCCUGGUCUUCGACGUGCUGGGCGACAACAUGCUGAUGCUCAUCCAGCGCAGCUGCUACCAGGGACUGCCGCUAUACAACGUCAAGCAGAUCGCCUACCAGGUGCUGCAGGGGCUGUACCUGCUGCACGACCAGGGCCAGCUCAUCCACACCGACCUCAAGCCGGAGAACGUGCUGCUCGUGGCCGACGAGCUGUCGCUGCGCAGCCAGGCCACGGCGGAGUCCAAGAAGUACCUGGACACACACCAGCGGCAGCUCAGCCUGGCCGACGCGAAGCUGAGCAAGACGGCCAAGCGCCGCCUGCGCACCAAGACCAAGCAGAGCAUCAGCUUCUUCCAGGCACAUCGCAAGUGGCUGCGCGAGCGCGGCAUUGACGACCUGCUGCUGCUGGCCAAGCACGGCCUGCUGACGACCAAGAUGGCCCUGGACGCCGUCACAAACCAGCUGCCCUACCUUGCCUACGACGGACCCGUCAUAUUCUCUGCCGCAGAAGUGCGCCAGCUGCGGCUCAGCCAGGAGCGCUCGAGCGAGGAGCAGGUGGGCGACACCCAAACGUCGAGUCGGGGCAGGAAGCGCCGCUCGAGAAUGGCCGAAUCUGAGCGCGGCCACAAUUCCGGCUCCGGCUCCGCCUCCUCCUACUCCUCUUCGAAGGCAGCCAAGAUGCUGCAGAGCAGCACCGAGAAGUUCAUGCGCUACGUCCAGAAGUGCAUUGAGAACGACGAGAAGGACGAGAAGGAGAAGAGCAACGAAUCGCACCACCUGCACAACAAGCGCAUGAAGAGCAAGAAGGGCGCCAAGAAGGCAGCGGCUCGGCGCCCAGCCGACCUGCCCGCUGCCACCUCGAGCAGCGGCAAGCUCAACAUGGCUAUGAUCGAGCGCAAGGACCCCGCCUUGGAGCCCUGCAAAGUGAGGGUGGCCAUCGCCGACGUGGGCAACGCCUGCUUCGUGGACCAGCAUGUCACCGAGGACAUACAGACGCGCGAGUACCGCGCCGUCGAGGUCAUACUGGGCGCUGGCUACGACACCUCGGCCGAUCUCUGGAGCGCCGCCUGCCUCUUCUGGGAGCUGGCCACGGGCGAGUACCUCUUCGAGCCGAACAAGUGGCGCGGCGAUGCCAGCCCGGACGAGGUGCACAUCGCUAACAUAAUUGAGACAUGCGGGCCCAUACCCAGGGAGCUGAUUGCCCGUGGCGAAUACUCGGCGGAAAUCUUCAACUCCAAGGGGGAGCUCUUGAAUAUUAAGAACUUGGAGCCGCAUCCUUUGCAUCAGGUCCUGAUGGAGCGGUACAACUGGUCGCCGCGCGAUGCUCACGAAUUUGCCGACUUUUUGAAGCCGAUGCUCUGCACAAGUCCCCAACGCCGCAUCACGGCCUUUUCGGCCAUCAAUCAUCCUUGGCUGUUGCUCAACGAGGAGGACGAGGCGGAGCAGCAGGACCCAAACGAGAGCCACGCAUAGUGCGAAGCAGGGAGGGUGGGCCAAAGGCAAACAUACGUUCGUUUCGAAAUUCAUUGAAAGCUAAAUUCAACUUUAUACAAGUAUAGGGUAUAUAAGAUGUUCAUAUCAUUUUUAUUUAUUUUUUAUACUUUACAAAUCAAUAAUGUUAAUUUGAGUCUCAAAUUUGAGUGUCCCUUAGUAAUUAGGUUAAUAUCUAAAUCAUCAGACUUAUGCACACACUCAGACCCCCAUGCGUUUCUAACUAAUUGCAUACAAAUAAGCCAACAACUUGCAAAAUACUAUAUAAUUAGAUAUGUAUUCAUUUGUUAGCUUCGAAUUUAAAUAAUAAACAAGAAAUGCGCGUCUACGAUAUGUGAAA
Molecule: messenger RNA, 3248 nt
Organism: Drosophila mojavensis
Lineage: Eukaryota; Metazoa; Arthropoda; Insecta; Diptera; Drosophilidae
Product: SRSF protein kinase 2
Exons: 2
Coding region: 134-2890 (918 amino acids)
Biological process (GO): regulation of mRNA processing; protein phosphorylation; spliceosomal complex assembly
Molecular function (GO): protein kinase activity; ATP binding
Source: RefSeq, a predicted model, not a curated record